Messenger RNA from Gryllus bimaculatus (two-spotted cricket), 2694 nucleotides. Lineage: Eukaryota; Metazoa; Arthropoda; Insecta; Orthoptera; Gryllidae. The record is from the annotation of a GenBank genome assembly.
AAUUUUGGUCACUUACAAGCUGAAGUCGAUCCUCUGAAACUUCGCGGUCCUGCAGUCGGAACAAAAUUUGUGAGAGCUGAAGAUAAACAGUGGCCUGACCAAGUGAAAAAAUUGCUGCAGGAGAACCAGAUGACUGCCAUGAAUGAAAUGUUCCUUCUUCCAAACGACUCUAGCAUUGGAAAACCUAACGAACAAACGUUACCAUUAGGUGAAAUACUGAAUCGUCUCCAAAAUGCAUAUUGCCGAUUUAUAGGUGUUGAGUAUAUGCACAUCCCUUCACCAGAGAAGAGGAAAUGGAUUCGUGACCAGUUUGAACCAGGUGUAAAAGUUUUAACAACUGCUGAUAAGAAAAGAGUUUGGAAACAUUUGUUAGAAUCAGGGUCUUUUGAACAGUUUUUGACUCGCAAGUGGCCUACUACCUUUCGAUUCUCUCUUGAAGGUUGUGAAAUUUUAGUUCCAGCAUUACAGCAAGUUUUACAUAGAUGUGCUGAAUCUGGUACUACCAAUCUUGUUUUGGGAAUGGCUCAUCGUGGGAGAUUGAAUGUAAUGGCAAAUAUCCUUCAAAAAGAAAUUGAAAAAUUAUUAAUUCAUUUCAAACGAGAUGUGGAUUUUGGGAAACUUAUUGGUGAUGUUAAAUAUCAUUUGGGAUGUUACAUCACUCAGAAACAUGAAAGAACAAAUAAAGAUAUGACAAUUUGCAUUGUAUCAAAUGCAAGCCACUUGGAAAGUGUAAAUCCCAUUGUUCAAGGCCGCUGCAAAGCAGAACAAAUCAUCUUGAAUGACAAAGAUGGAAAAAAGGUGAUACCCAUAGUUGUCCAUGGUGAUGCAGCGUAUGCUGGACAAGGAGUUGUUUAUGAAAAUAAUACAUUGUGUAAUCUUCCUGACUAUAAUGUUCAUGGUACUCUUCAUAUUGUAAUAAAUAAUAAUAUUGGCUUCACAACUUCUCCAGAAGAAUCCAGAUCAUCUCCCUAUUGUACAGAUGUUGCAAAAAUUGUGAAUGCUCCUGUAUUCCAUGUUAAUAGUGAAAAGCCUGAUGAAGUAAUGCAUUGCAUGAAUGUUGCUUGUGCUUACCGGAACCUUUAUCAUCAAGAUGUUGUUGUUGAUUUAAUAUGUUAUCGUCGUUAUGGACACAACGAAGCUGAUGAACCAGCUUACACUAGUCCUAUUCUUUACUCACAUGUUCGAAAACAUGUUCCUUUUCCAGAUACUUACACCAAACAGUUACUAACUGAAAAAGUUAUAACUCAAGAAGAUAUUGAGAAAGAAAAGAAAAUUUACUUUGCAAAAUGCGAUGAAGCCUUUGCAAAAUCUCAGAAGUAUACAACUAUUGACUGGAAGGAUUGGAAUGACUCACCUUGGAAAGAUUUUGCUACAGGUGUAAAAAAUGAGCUAAUGCCAACUGGUGUUCCAGAGGAUGAGUUAAAGAAAAUUGGUUUACAAUCUAUGGCUGUGCCUCAAGGAUUUGUAAUUCAUAAAUUGCUGGGAAGGGUAUUUCAGAACCGCAAAAAAAUGAUUGAAAGUCGUUCACUUGAUUGGUCCCUAGGUGAAACAUUAGCUUAUGGCACGUUACUAGAAGAAGGUAUACCUAUACGUUUGGCUGGUCAGGAUGCCCAGCGUGGCACAUUCAGUCAUCGUCAUCAUCUCUUGCAUCAUCAAGAGAAAGAUAAUGAGAAAUACAUGCCUCUCAAUCACCUUAGUCCCAAACAGGCAAAAUAUAAUGUUGUGAACACACCUUUGAUUGAAUAUGGAGCAUUAGGAUUUGAAAUGGGCUUUGCCAUGAGUUUUGGUAAUGCGCUAGUUGUAUACGAAGCUCAGUAUGGAGAUUUUCUUAAUAAUGCACAACUCAUAAUUGAUGCAUAUCUGUCUGGUGGUGAGAGUAAGUGGGGACGUCAGUGUGGUCUGGUAAUACUCCUUCCUCAUGGCUUAGAAGGUUUGGGUUCCGAACAUUCCAGUGCCCGUUUGGAACGUUUUCUUCAAAUGAGCUCUGAAAACCCUGAUUUGGUUUCAAUAAUGAAUGAACCAAACUUUCCUUUCAAUCAACUGAAGCGCACCAAUUGGAUUGUAGCAAAUUGCACAACACCGGCAAAUUUUUUCCACAUUUUAAGAAGGCAAAUGAAGUUGCCAUUUAGAAAACCUCUUAUUAUCAUGUCUCCUAAAUCUCUCCUCCGUCAUCCUGAAUGUAAAUCAAGCUUUGAUGAAUUAAUUGGCAACACAUCAUUUCAAUCUGUUAUUCCGGAAUUGGGACCUGCUAGUAAAUCUCCAGAUUCCGUGAAAAAGCACAUAAUUUGCAGUGGAAAAGUGUUUUAUGACUUAAUAGAAAAAAGAAAAAAACAAAAUUUAGAUUCAUCAAUUGCUAUUACAAGAAUUGAGCAAAUAAGUCCUUUCCCUUUUAAUUAUGUUGCAAACGAAAUUAAUAAGUACCCCAAUGCUGAAAUUUGUUGGGUACAAGAGGAGCACAAGAAUCAGGGGCCAUGGUCCUUUGUAUUUGACCGAUUUAAUGCAUUAUUGAAUGAUACAAAUUGGUAUGCAUUAACAUAUGUGGGGAGAGGCGUUUCUCCAGUUCCUGCUGUUUCAACAGUGCACAAGCAUAAUAUAGAGCGAGAAGAAUUCCUAGAUGCUGCAAUGGUAAUAUCAGAAGACUUAGAAGGCAGAGGUAUAAGCAAGAAAAAAUUUCAUCCAAGAAAAAAGCAAUGA